This is a messenger RNA of Penicillium malachiteum, 747 nucleotides long. RefSeq lists its product as uncharacterized. NCBI's taxonomy places the organism in Eukaryota, Fungi, Ascomycota, Eurotiomycetes, Eurotiales, Aspergillaceae. The record is from RefSeq and is a predicted model, not a curated record. Gene Ontology annotation, cellular component: cytoplasm; nucleus. Bases 1 to 747 code for a protein of 248 amino acids. The transcript has 3 exons.
AUGAAAUUUCUCUGUUUACCUGGAGGGUACUCCAAUUCAAAGGCGCUUCAAACACAGCUCGGCCCGUUUUGUGAUGCACUCAGAUCCAGCAAUCAAGAUGUCAACUUCUUAUUCACUCAGGGAACAUCGCCAGUGAACCCUCCACCUGAAUUCCAAGGCUUUUUCGGACCACCUCCAAACUAUACAUUUACCGUUGUCGACUUUCCAGAACUCGUCAAAUUCAACAUGAGAGAUUUCCCAAGAUGCGACACUCCGGAAGAAACGAUUAAAUAUGCAGUUAAGAAAGCUGGGAAUCCCACAUUUUCUGCUGUUAGGGCCGCUAUGAGUCGGUUGAUUGAUAUGCUGGAUGAUAACCCAGACAUUGAGGGCGUCAUCGGAUAUUCCGAGGGUGCCGAAGUUGCAGCAACGCUCAUCCUCGAAGAAGAAAGACAAAGGAAGGAAUUUGGACGGAUUUCCAGGAUUAAAUGUGCUAUCUUUAUCUGUGGCUGGCCUGCAAAGGACCCUGUCACUGGUAGACCUGUUCUUUCAGACGACUUCGAUACUGAGCCCAUCACUAUUCCUACCUGCCAUGUUGUAGGAGCCGCGGAUCCAUUCAUUCAUGGAUCGAUGGCACUGUAUAAUACAUGCGAUCCAGAUACUGCUGAUUUAUUUGAUCAUGGAGGUGGUCAUGUUAUUCCUCGAAACAAGCAGACUUUGCGUGAUCUCUCUGAAGUCGUCCAUGAUAUGAUUGUUUCAGUGGCCAGUUGA